This is a messenger RNA of Cladocopium goreaui, 426 nucleotides long. Lineage: Eukaryota; Dinophyceae; Suessiales; Symbiodiniaceae. The record is from the annotation of a GenBank genome assembly.
AUGUGUCCACAAUCGGGCACGCUGCCAUUUGGAGAGGAUCUGAACUUCAAGAACAUUGACAGUUCAACUCUCCCGAAGCUGAUGGACCGUCAAGAAACCCCAGAGUCAUCGCCGCGCUCGCAUUUCUCGCGACAAUGCACUCUGGACAGCACUCUGGAAACUACUGAGCCAUCGCCUUUCUCACGACAAUGCACACUGGACUCUUGCUUUGCUGUGCAAGUCGACGUUCUGGUUUCAGUCCCUGAGAGUGCGAGCCGCAUGGCGUUUGAGACGUACAUCCAGCGAGCUGGUUUGGAGGAGGACGCAGUCGUCGCCCUCGACGAGAAGGCCAUCGACAAAAUGGUGGCGUUCUGGGUCAAAACCCUAAGUCAUUGCUGGUUAAUGGAUGGUUCUUCCCCCAAAUAUGGUAUAGAUAAUAGGUUUUGA